This is a messenger RNA of Physcomitrium patens, 4824 nucleotides long. RefSeq lists its product as uncharacterized. The record is from RefSeq and is a predicted model, not a curated record. Gene Ontology annotation, molecular function: sterol binding. Lineage: Eukaryota; Viridiplantae; Streptophyta; Bryopsida; Funariales; Funariaceae. Gene Ontology annotation, cellular component: membrane; cytosol.
CUGCGAUGCGCUAAAAGCGAGAAAGGGGACUAUCGGUGCGGCGAUCGACGAGCCCGUAAUCGACUCUUCCACCCUGGGCUGCAUUCCAUGUGGAGCUGUGCCCAUGAAGUCGCGAAGCGCGCUUCCGUAGACACCGAUCUGGCAUGUUUUGGUUCCGCAUCGAGUUCGGAAUGGUUACUUCUGUGAAAGAGCUGUAGUCGUCGCUGGGAGCUCCAGCGGGCGCAUUUCAAUUUGAAGGCGAAACCUUUGAUGACGAGUGCACGCCUUUGAGGUGCAGUGGUAUGUCGACACGGAAUUGGAUCGUUCGGGUGUAUUUGUUGUGAAGCGGACAUUGUAGAAGAGUAAUUUCGAUUGUCUGGGGAGAGUGGAGUGAGAUUUGAGAGAUGGUAUGGUUGGGAGAAGAGAGACAGCAUGCGGACCUGGAGCGAUUUUGAUGCGCCAGGGUGAUGUGAUGGUGAUUUUGGAUGGUUGAAAUUGGCUUGCUGGUGUGAUGCUCGUGCAUAUUCGUUGUGUCGAUCUUAGACAAUGUUGAGCUUAGCGAUUGGCGAGGGGAGGUCAUAAGAAGGCGGCGUGCUCCGAGUUGAGGUCGUAUUCUGUUUCCGGUGUUUGAUGGUGAGGGGAUUACCAUGGAGCAGAGCAAAUAGGGAGGAGGAGCAGCAUCGCGAGGGGAGGGGCAAUUAUGUGAUCUUUGUACAGAAAACAAGUGUUAAGAUUCUCGAGGGCAGUUUUUUGCGAAUUUUGGUGAUUCCUGGUGGAUAGUUUUCAAGAUUACAGGGGGAUCUGGUCGAGUAAGAGCUUUUCGAUAGUUCAUUAGUCCAGUUGGCCUCUGCCGAGAGAUGCCCUGGCGCUGUUUCUCUCUUUGUCAAACUCAUGCAAAUUAUUCAGUUAGAACAAGUUUAUCUUCGGGGAAUUAGAAAUGCGGUUGUACUUUGUGUUGGAGACGAGUAGUGCUUGUUGGAGGUUAUUUUUGUGACAUGCUAAUCUUUGAUCAAGGAGGACUGGAGGUCGGGCGUUAAUUACACAGACUGCUCCUGGUAUCGUAACGUACACCUGCGGCUUCCUGUUGAUAUACCUCUCGAAUUUCUCUUUUUCGAUUCCGGAGUUUUUCGUUCAAGUGAAAGCGGCUGCCUCUUGUCUUCGACCUAGUUUAAGCUCCCUACAUGCGAUGGAAGCGGUGAUCCCUCAUCAGCAGCGUCAACGGCGUCGCCGCUCAUCAGCCUCGAAGGAGUUGGCGCAUGGCCACAGGAAGAUAUAUGAUCCGCGAAGGUGGCAUAAGCGGACAAACAGUGGCUCAGAUACAGGUGGACGGCCUCCUGCAGGAUGGGUUCUUAUUUGGGCCGGAAGGUUCAAGCGUUGGCGGCGACGCUGGUUUGUUGCAAAUCCUCCAGGGUUGCUUCUCCACUACAAGAAUUCAGAUCAAAUUGGUCGUCAUGGAUGCAUCAGUCUCCUUGGGGCCACCGUGGUUCCUGCCCUAGGCAAGGAACGGCAGUUCAAGAUUAUCAAGGGCUCAAUGGUUUAUUAUUUGCGUACGAUUAGUCGUGAUUACCGGCAGCCUUGGUUAGAUGCCAUUAAUGAAUCAAUUCGGGUAUAUCAUUACUCAGUUCAGAGGGCAGCAGGGGUAGGGGAUUUUGGGACUGCGUUACCUUCUCAUUCAUCUAUGUCCUCGUUUAACUUUCCAGCUUUCACGCAGCACAUGAGAGAAGGUUGGGAAGUUCAAGAAAGGGAGUUCAAAAGAAGAGUUAAAGAAAGUCUGAGGAAUCUGGAGCCCACACAACAGGCAUUUCUUGAGCAGCUACAGAUGCUACAACAAUCGUUAUCGACAAUCUCAGGCGUUCUUGGCUUUGCCGAACGUUUGGAAUUGCCUUCAAAAUCUACAACGACAAACGGGCCCAUUUUAUCUAGUCUACCAGAGGCAAGCUGGAGGUCGAAUGAACUGUUCAUGACAGGGAAUGACGUAUUUGAGUUGGGUUAUGAUCAACAGCAGACUGCUUUUCCGACUGCAGGCAUUGACAGAAUAUCGUCGCCAGAAAUGGGAGUAAUGAAUCUCGUUCAGAAUAAAUCUGGGCCUAUGUCACCUCAGAUGUUUCGGUUCCAGGAAAAUGACUCUGAGAGUAGAGGUGGUUCGUGUUCCCUUCUUAUGAGGAAAAUUGAUGUGGAUGCUUUUCUGCCCGAUGAGUCAACUCAAGAUUCAAUUGUUAUCAGGCCUCAAAAAUCGGUGCACACUGUUACUUUUCCAGGUGAACAUAAAUUUAAAAGGGAUAGGCGGAAUUCGUCUAUGUCACUGGAUGAGGAUGAUUUUGAUUCUUCGACUCUGGAUAUUAGUUGCAUUCGAGCUGAGUGUUUCCCGGGGAGAAAACGCAGUGGUCAUGGGAAUGCAUCAGACACUGAGUCUGGGUCCAAGAAAAAAUCUAUCAAGUUCAAUAGUCCCUUGCAUCCGUGGAAGAGGAAUGGGGAUUCCACCUCUGUUAUUACUCCUACUUCCAGUCAGGAACUUGACUCAAGUCUAACGAAGAAGAUAGAGAAGGACCUCUUCGUACAAAACAAAGAAAUCAAUGGGUCUUCAUAUGGAGCAACUUGUACAGUAGGUGAGGCCUCAAAUCAUGGAAGUAAGGAAGGUUUGUCAGGGACAGGGCAAUCGAAAGCGAUGGAUGGAGAAGGAUCGACACGACCUGCAAGAAAUGGACUAUUUAGUCAAGGGCCUCUUCAUGUCGCUUGGAACAACAUGCAAGAUACUUACAGUGAGGCUUUGAAAGAAGAGAUAUUCCGAGUGCUCGAACUUGAAGCAGAGAAUGCUGUCUUACAACAUGCAUUGAGAACCUUGCCUCAACUACAGCAAGAUCGAGCAGCUCUUUUGAGCAUGAGAGAAAGAUACAAAAAGGAGAGGCUUUGUGAAUGCGGUCGCAAAAUUGCUUAUGAAGACUCAGUCUUGGAAGACGGAGACGAUACUGAAGAGGACAUUGCUAUAGUGCAUCCUGAUGUUGGAAAUGAGGAGUAUUUUGAGGCGUUGGAGGUCUUGAAUCAUCACGAAUUCGUUGCUAGGUCAACUUCAACAGAAGAACAUGAAAAUUUACUUAAGGCAUCCAAACAAGAACCCAGUGAAGAAGCUGAGAUAGGGGAUGCUGAUUUUCUGUCAGAAGCUGAAGGAGAAGAAAUUGAUCAACCGAGAAGAAGAUUGCCAGCUCCUAGACCUCUUUCACGAGGUUUUACUAUGUGGACAAUAUUGAAGAAUGCAGUUGGCAGGGAUCUUAACAACAUCACAAUGCCUGCCACCAUCAAUGAGCCUCUCUCAGUACUUCAGAAGUGUGCUGAAGAACUUCAAUAUCGAGACUUAUUGGAGCAGGCAGUUCGGAAGACGGACUCUUUGGAGCGCUUACUUUUGGCCACUGCAUUCACCUGUGCGAGCUAUUAUGGCAGCAUUCAUCGUGAUGCAAAACCUUUCAAUCCUCUGUUGGGGGAAACUUAUGAGUAUCAGGGCAAAAAUUCUUGGUUUCUGGCUGAGCAGGUUAGUCAUCAUCCGCCCAUACUCGCCUUCCAAAGUGAAAACGUCGGUGGUGCAUAUCAACUUUUUGGUGAGAUCGAGCUCAAGAACAAAUUUUGGGGGAAAAGCAUAGAGGUGCUGUGCAAUGGAGGAGUCCAUUUAAAAAUUCCUCAGUAUGGAGACCAUAUUACGUGGAACCGAGCAACUCUUUGUAUCCAUAAUGUUGUGGUUGGUAAAUGUUGGAUCGACAAUUAUGGGGAGGUUUCUGUGGUAAAUCACAAGACUAGCGAAGUCGGUCGUGUUCGCUUUCACAAAGCAACUAGCAGAGAGCAAUGCCGCAUCACUGGGAAGAUGUAUGAUGCCAAAGGGAUUCCUCAGUAUAAAAUUUUUGGUAAUUACAUGGAAGCAAUAUAUGCUUGUCCAGAGUCAUGUAUGAACUUCGAUGUCAAUGCUCCGGAUGUGAGACUGCUUUGGAAAGCACCUGAGCAAAUUGAAGAUUUCCGUCAGCAAUACUGCUUCACCCAAUAUACGCUAGGUUUGAAUGAGUUGACACCAAAGUUAUUGAAUGCACUCCCUCCUACUGAUUCAAGGUUCCGGCCUGAUCAACGUGCUCUGGAGGAUGGCAAUUUGGAGAAAGCUACUCCAGAGAAGCUGCGUUUGGAAGAGAAGCAAAGGAGUGCUCGAAGAGUGCGAAAAGAGAAAGGAAUAGAAUGGCAGAAUAUGUGGUUUACUCAGAGGGACCCUGGAGUGUCCGAAGUGAAGUCGAUUGAAAUUGAAAAUUCGGAGCCAUCAUGGGUUUAUAAGGGAACCUAUUGGGAUGCUCAUGACCAGCGAGCCUGGGAAAACUGCCCCGACAUUAUGUAGGUUUUAGACACAGGUUUAUUUAAUGAGCGCUUGGGGUCAGAUACUUGACCUUGAUACUUUCAGAGCUAUAUGGCACAUGAGAACCAUAUCACUCUUUGAUGGAGGCUUUUCAGAAUCUACAGGUCAAUUUGUGGAUUGUGGCUUGGAGAAGAGCUGACAUUCACUAGCCAUUCAUCGCCAGUCUACAAUCAGACUGAGACUGUAAAUAAUUUGCUGAAACAUGCAGAUGCGUGUGGACAUAUAACUUGUGGGUGAUUUUAUAGACAUCUCUUGGAGCAUUCACACAAGUGUGAGGGUGAAUAUAGUGUAACAGUUUAUUGAAUGUCUUGAUACAGUUGGAAUCAACUUACAAGUACUUGGUAGAAUUACAUUUAACAUUGACCAGGAUCACACAAGCAUAAUGUGUUAGUGCGCUUUUCUGUUGUCCCAUCUAUGUAUUGUUUUAGAACAUGGUUAACCUGAAUUUGAAUUUUAUUUUGCAA